AUUCCAGCUGUAAUCUGGUGUGCGAGAAAAACUUUUAUUGACAUUUUAAGCUGUACAUUUUGAGCUGAACUUUGUGUCGAAGUGUCUACUAAAAAUUUCUAUUUUGGCUACAAAAUCGAGUUAUCAAUUAAUUCGUGGUCAUCAGAAUGGCCAAUAUAGAAAUUUGACCGAGGAACAUUUUUCAAACAAAAUGGAGUCUUUUUGGGAUGAUGAUUACAAACACAUCAAUAAAACGUCGUCUACAAUUGUGUGACCUUAAACACACAACAAUACGAAUUUCGAUUUUAUUCGCGUAACCUUGCGUGAAAACGUGCUAAUUUUACUUGCGAUAAAAUCCGUAACAUUGCCGUAAACAAUCAAAAUGGACCAAUUACAGUGUCCAGUAUGCACACUAUUCCUACAUGUGGGCAUGGACCUGCAAUCCCAUCUGGACACCCAUCCGAAAGAUCAAGUGAUCAAAGCAUUGGUAAACAUAACAAUGACAAAACAAGUCACCGAUCCAAAUUCGACAUCAGACCCACAGCACAGCAAAUAUGCACCGAUUGCAGAAAAUGCUUUUACUCAGGAAGUGAAUCAAUUUUUACCGGAACCGAUUCCCCGUCGACCACAACAAGUUUUAUUUGGUUACAGUUGUAGUACUCGCGUAUUCCGAGAGGUUCCCACCCAACAAUCCACGACAACACAAAAAUUUGUCACAAAUGCAUUACCCGGCAGUCAUAUUGUUCCGGCCAUCGCAACACAGGCAUCGUUUGCAGGUCAACAAAGUCAAAAAUUCCCACCACCUCCAUAUGGAUCAAUUGUAGCGAAACGUGCCAUCGAACCACCCGUUCAAGCACUUUCAUCGACCAAUACAUACAAAUUGACGUCGCAUCAAGUCGGUAUAAGUAGUCAACGAAAUGGUACCCUCUAUCUUCCAGUGGAAAAUGUCGAUGAAGUGGAAGCGGUUGGUGAAGAGCACAUCGACGACGAUUACACACAGCAGGCUGAUCCAAAUAUCGAGUACAUUGAACACGCUGACGAGUAUUUGGAAGACGAUGGCGAGAAUCAGGAUGACUGCGCCACAUACGAGAAUGAGAACGUGGAUCCGUUGCAAGACAAUCGAAUAAUUCGACCGAAUUCGGUCAUUUACAUCAAUGACGAUGAGCCCAUCGAUGUCAAGCCCGAUGCACACAAUCAGAAAAAAUUCACUGAAGGCCUAAGGGUACUGAGUGACGUAAAGUUGCCAGCUCCAGUGGAUAUAACCAAUUUGGAUUGUAAAUUCGGCGAAUCGUUCAAAUUGGACGAUGUGUUGUGUACACGGCUGCAAACGGAUAGUGGUCCCAUCGAAGUGGAUGAAAAUACGGACGAUGAAAGUGAACCGGUUGUGGUUGGUGUUAGUAACAGUGAAUUUGAAAUGUUGGGCAGUGUUGUGGAUGUUAAGCCGAAAUUUGACACGGCAGUGAAAUGUGAAAUUGAUGUUGCAAUGACGAUAAAAAGUGAACUCGAAGGAGACAAACAAUCGUACCAGAAUGCCGAUGAGGUGAUCCACGAGAAAGAAAUCUUAAAUGCCAAUCGCAGUAUUAUUGUCCUACCAAAAUCUCCAUUGCCUACAACCAGUUACAGAACGUUAGCGAAGCCUUUUAAUUCGUCCGAAACGUCAUCACCUUCACCUCGUCCCGAACAAAACUCUAGCUUAAGUUCAAACGAUGCAUCAAAAGCGGAAUGUACAGCUGGCAAACAAUCAUCAAGCAAAGGCCUUACUCCACCUCAAUCGCCAGAGCCAAAUCCAUGCGAGAUCAGAAUAUCAAAUGUGACGUCGAUUGGCAAAACUAGUGUCAUUCGAUUAGCAUCGCCAAAAAAACCGUCUAUACCCGAAACGAACCCGAGACCACUGCUGAAAACGCCGUUCUCCAAGCAGCCAAAGAAGAUAGUGGUGAAAUUCAAGAAACCUUUCGUUCCAGUCGUCGAGGAAGACGCCAAUCUUCAACCACCCGAAAUAAUUGUUCCGUCGUCACAUGAUGCGGUUUCGAAAGCCGCUGAAAAUGACAGUUCGGAACAAUCGACUUCGAAAGUCGAUGAACCCGCUGACCAAACCAAUCAUCCGUUCAGUCCUUUGCGACAAACAUUUACACCACCUCCACCAAUUUAUUCAUUGAUAAUAAGGAAUAGAGACGGCGAUACGAAUGUCGAGGAGAUAGCUACAUCUAUUGUGGAUUUAUGUACAAAAGAAUCAACAUCAAAUGUCGAUGAAAUCGCAGAAUCGAGUGAUUCGGUUGAAACCCCGACCACUGAGAAGGUAGCGAACGAGGACGACAUGGACAUUGAUGUCACUGUAAUUAACUCACACAAAGGUGAUAGCGAAAUCUUUACAAUUGAGUUCAAAGACGACGAAAACGACAUUACCGAAUCCAAAGUUGACCUCGAUGUCGUGCAAGUGAAAAUUGACCAUGAUGCUAUUCAAGUGAAUCCAAAACCGAUUUAUCGAGACGAUGAAUCCAUUCUACCCGACUGUAAGGACAUUGUCGUUCUUCCCGAAUCGUCCAGUACUGACUUGUCAUCGUCAUCCUCGCAGCCGACCACAUCAUCACAAACGCAAAACAACUUCAACGAAGCCGGCCCCAGUCGCAUCGAUUACGGCCUGUCGUCGUUUGAGGACUUUUAUUCCAGCGUACGACUCUCACCGAUUAACUUUACACCGGAAAACUAUGCCUGGAAUCAGCAAUAUGUUCCGUUCGACAAUGAGAAAAAUUCGUACAUGGACUUGGACGUGUACAAAAAUACCAAUUCUUAUGAGGAACGGGCGCCAUCCACGGACAGUUUGAACAUUCGAACGGAUGAAAAGAUGCCGGCCAAAGGGGAAAUAUCCGAGCAAGAAAGCAAUGGUGACGUCGAGGGGUCGUCGUGGAGCCAUCAGAUGUAUCCGCUACAAGACACGUUUCCACGAUAUCCGAGUUCCUAUGACACAACUGUUGCCAGAGAGAGUUGGAGCUUGAGUAACGAUCAAAAUUUGCCGAACAAUUCGGAUAGUCCGGUGGUUUUGCCGAAAUUCACAUCAUUGGAAUCGGCGUACACCGAUGUGAAGGGAACCUCUUCCGAAAAUGGUUUAACGAUUGACAAGUCAAAGCAAUUUCGUACGCGCAAAAAAUACCGCUGCCCCGAAUGUCCGAAAGUGUUCACAAUGCUCAAGGACAAACGGAUUCAUUUAGUAGCCGAUCAUGAUUAUCAAAUUCCAUGCCGGACGAAGAGCAAAAUAACAUGCACGUCGACGAGCGUAACGGCUAGCACCAGCAUUAGUACAAUAACGAGCGGUAGUAAUUCGUUGACGGAAAUUGACUUUAAGAUCAAACAAGAGAAUCCACUCAAUCGCGACAUGCCCGAAAGCAUGAAUCGUUACUUGUUGAACUACAAUUACAACAUAUUGCGGGACCGAUUGUCCAAUGAUAUAAAAACAGAGCCGGUCGUUGAGGAUGCGCCGACAGUCGAUGCCAAUUGUUAUCAGUGUAUGGUUUGCAAGGAGCAAUUUUUCACUAUCAAAUCUUAUGAUGCCCAUAUGUCCAUUCAUCCUGCUGAAUGCUAUACGUGUGGCAAGUUCUUCAAUCACUGGCUGAAUUUGAGCAUACAUCUGAAGCGGCAUUUGAAUAUACGAGAUUAUUGGUGCACGUACUGCAAUAAGAAAUUUGUGGUACGACAAAAUCUGCUCGAUCACAUGAAUACACAUUCUGGAGAAGCUCCCUUACAGUGCAAAAUUUGCUCGAAGCGGUUCCGGCGAUAUUCGAAUCUGAUUCAGCAUCGCAACCGUCACCACCUAAAAAUUCGACCGAAAGAAAAGGAUUUCAUUUGUUCGUGCGGCGAAGUAUUCCACUCUGAAGCGAAAAUAGCCUGGCACCGUGAGACGCACGAUAAAAAACCGAAAUGUUGUCCGUAUUGUCGAGAGCGAUUCAUGCACAAAAACAGUUUGUCGCGUCACGUGCGACUGUCGCAUCCCGACAAGUUCGGUAUAUUCAAAGAGAACGCCGUCGAAUGUAUGAUCUGCAAUAAGAAAUAUUUGAAAUCGAGCCUGAAGGCGCACAUGGUACUGCAUACAAAGAAACGCGAAUUCGAGUGUAGCAUAUGCAACAAGAGCUUCACAUCGAAAUGGAAUUUAAAGCAACACAAAUGGAUCCAUGCGAGUCGCUCGUCAAAGCCAUUUAAAUGUAACCUAUGUACAAAAGCAUUUAUCCGGGAAUCGGAGUACGUGUCACAUAUGAAUACGCAUAAGGCGAUCAAACCGUAUACGUGCGAUCAUUGCGGUUGCCAGUUCGCUCGAAAGUACAAUUGGCUGCGACAUGCACGCGAACACGAAACGCCGAAACGGUAUCGUUGCGACGAUUGCGGUAAAGUAUUCCAUCGCGCCUAUUACCUCACCGAACACAAACGGUCACAUACGGGAGAGAGACCGUUCGAAUGCAUCAUCUGUGGUAAGACGUCAACAACAAAAACGAAUCACAACAAACAUGUCAAAAUUCAUCACGCCCGAGAUCCACUAACCGCUGAAGGAUAGAAACGGAGCCGCACACAACAUUGUCAGAUUUUUUACGUUAAAUUUUUACAAAAAAAAAAAAAAAAAUCGAGUAGCCGAAUGAAGCGACUUGACUGGAAAUGAAAUUGGAAUGAGUUGAAGCCAAGAAGAACACUUCGUCGAUUGUUGACUGGCAUUCCAUUUAAUGGUUGAAAUGAUUCUUAUUCUUAAUUUAUUCAAUUCGUUCAAUGUUGCUGUGCAGUGUACACCAAAGGGAUAAUUAGAAAGAUGACCAAAUUUCAUAUUCAACAUUCGACUUUUAGUAUUGCUGGAUCUCCACCGAUGUGAUAAGCCGUUGCCGGUUUUACAAGAUCCUAAUUUACGCCGUUUUGAGGCCAAAAGUUUUCGUCCAUUGUUUUCGCCAGACUAAUAAAACAAUAUCUCUUCUGAAGUUAAAUGUAGACUCAGCGUCAAAGUGAGUCAUAACAAAGCUCUACUGUUAGGACCUAGAAGGUUUGACCUGAUCUGAAAUUUUAUUUUCAACAAACCCGAGUAAACUUAGUCAGCUUCAGAAAACCUUCUUGAAAAUGACAAUGAACCUAAUGCAUCUGACCCAGCACAAUAGGUUCCAUACUAAAUCAGGAGAAGGCCAAGUCAGGCAAAGAACGUUGUCCAUGUCUCCACUUUUCAUUUGGAUCAAAUUUGAUAGAUUUCACAAACUCUACACUUGUCGAGAAGACAGUUACCAAAGCAGGUUGUUCAGAAGCGCAGAAUCCAGUUUUCUAGCAUCACAAGAUUGUUACCGAAUUAAUGAGUUACUUAGCAACAUCCAAUGUACUCUGGUUUUUCCUGCCGUAUGCGAAAGUUUAAUAUCAGGAGUGGGCGUAAAAUAGAUCAUUUUCGCAGGGCCUAUGCAAUGGUCAACUUUCGCAUGGAGCAGGCAAUAAAACAACAAUGAUGUGAAUUGAGAAGAAAAACUUGUAUGAACAAUCAUCGAUCUCAGUAUGGUUACCUCACCAUGCAACUUACCUUUUAAAAACGGCUAGUUAACAAGAAUAAGCGAUACGCUCCUGGCUAUUAUUUUCAAACGCAGUUGAUAAAUAUAUCAGACAGUUUACGAAAUCUUCAUGCAAAAAGCUCUUGAAGGUUACUUACAAUUUCCAACUUAUAAGUUGACUUAUAAAUUAUUGCACAAACUGUCUAUUUAGUAUCAAACACUCUACAGUCUCCCUAUACAAAUGAAGUAACAGAUUUAAUAGUUCAGUAACUAAAUGCUUGCCGUUUUUAAAAAUUAACACGUGAUGGUGUGUGACGACUAUAAACUUAUUUUUUUUCUACCUUUCAAUUGUUUCGUCUGUUAAGUGGUGCCAGCGACAAUCGGGAAGGUGUGAGUGCAUGCAUAAUGUAUAUAGUCUACCUUAAAGCCGUUGAUGAUCUAUGAUUUUGUGCAACUGAACUUUUACACAGAAAUUUUUAACUUUUUCGUUCUGUUUCGUUAACCUUUUUGUUUAAAUGAGAGUGCAAUAAUGUUCAAUCUAUCGGGUAAAGUGCGAUCGAUUCUUUCUAUUUUUGUUUUUCCUUUUUUUUAAUUGAGAAAUUUGUUGGUUAUAUUUGAAAAAAAAAAAUGGGUGUAAAUUCUCCAAUUGACCAAACGCAAUGGCUAAAAAAUGGUUUAGCAUCGGAUGAUUUGAUUGGCUUUAAACGAGAUAUCAAAAAAAUAGUAAUGAAAAUACAAUUCUGAUUGGAAAAUGUUCAUUAUUAUUGUACCGUGUGUUAAGUCAGUGUUUUGUUUUUCGAUUAUUUUUUAUUUCCGUCAUGUACAUAGGAUUAAUCCCAAGCGACGUAAUUAUUUAUUUAUUUUUAAGGACAAAUUAAAUGUUGAACAGAGAUUUAUUAGGCAUGAGAAGGACAAAAGCAAACUCGUUGUUGUUGUUUGUUGUCUUUAUUCGUCUUUGUAUACAAAAACGCGCACAGUACUAAAUUAUAUUAUUUAUCAUUUGGCUAUGUAAUAUCCUAAUUAUUAAGUAAUCAGUUUGGGGAUAAGUUUAGCAUUGUAGAGUUUAAAUUUAAUCAAAAAAAAUAUAAAGAAAACGAAAGAAUGAUAAAA
Messenger RNA from Bradysia coprophila, 6584 nucleotides. RefSeq lists its product as uncharacterized. The record is from RefSeq and is a predicted model, not a curated record. Lineage: Eukaryota; Metazoa; Arthropoda; Insecta; Diptera; Sciaridae.